Drosophila sechellia is the source of this 350-nucleotide messenger RNA. RefSeq lists its product as uncharacterized. The coding region runs from base 23 to 328 and encodes 101 amino acids. Lineage: Eukaryota; Metazoa; Arthropoda; Insecta; Diptera; Drosophilidae. The record is from RefSeq and is a predicted model, not a curated record. The transcript is spliced from 2 exons.
GCUGCCCAGCAGGCCGGAGGGGAUGCCGGAACUCCAGUUCCCGCCGCGCCAAGGAACCAAAGAAGCCGCCAGUGCGUACGGAGCUACCCUCUGGCUGGGAGACCAUGCACCCGGCGACCAUUCUUUGCAUUAUGCGCCCGGGACUCAGCUACUGGACUACGGGUCAUCUGGCGACAAUACCACCGGCAUGCAGCAUCUGGGAAUCACGGUGGACAACCAGGAAUUCCACGCCCACGGCAGAUCCAAGAAGAUCGCCCGUCUCAACGUGGCCGUGAAAGUGUGCAACUCUCUGUUCGGCACAAACUUCGCCUACGGCGACACCGCUUAAGACACCAACUCCAACCGCAGAC